Xenopus tropicalis (tropical clawed frog) is the source of this 1959-nucleotide messenger RNA. It is a transcript of the gene ccdc27, whose product is annotated as coiled-coil domain containing 27. Bases 188 to 1720 code for a protein of 510 amino acids. The transcript is spliced from 13 exons. The record is from RefSeq and is a predicted model, not a curated record. Lineage: Eukaryota; Metazoa; Chordata; Amphibia; Anura; Pipidae.
UCAUAAUUACCACUCUGUGUUGUUGCUCCCUUUCACUUGUACACAGGGCUGCCGGAGAGAUAGCACCAUACCCUCAGUAGCAGGGCACUAUGCCUGGGAUACACUCACUGGAGGCACAGUAAGAGCAAUGAGGACAUUCAAGUGAUAGAAAAGCUGAUGGCAGGCUGUAACCUAGGUUGGUUUGAAAAUGCAAAGUAUUCAAGACCUAAACUGGUCGGGAAGGCGAAGACCCCAGACUGCAGUAUGGAAAAUCCCAAAGUCCGAUACCAGAAGGGAAAAAUACAGUCGAUCAGCUGGAGACAAUGGGAAAUUCAUUCAAAAUGAAAUGUCCAGCAGAUCCUCCUCCAACAGCUUUCAAUUCAAUGACUCUCCAGCAUUUAAACCAACAGAUGGAAGUCUUCCAUGCACUCAUAGCCCCAGAGACCACCUUAAGCCUAGCAAGUCAUUAGAUGUUUCUUCAGUAGAUGUACAUAGCAAUGUAAUUCCUAGGGGUCCAACCUACCUCACCUCUGUAGAGCUGAAGACACCAUGGUAUAUUGAAAUGCUGCAUGAAAAGGAAAAUUACCUGUUAAAGCUGGGCUCCGAGGUUAGUCGACUAUCAACAUAUGAAGUGGAAUGCAAAAGGAAGGAAGAGAUUAUUUCUAUCUUGAAGAAUGAAGUACAGCAACUCCAGCAUGAACUGGGCCUGACAAAUCCUCCACAGGACCGAAUGGAAAAGGAAGAUGGAGUCGGAGAGCAACACAAUGAAGUAACAGAUGAACUGGUACUUUCGGCAUCAAGAAAAAAAGAUGUAAUCAUUAGUCCAAGAGAAAAUGCCCAUUCAACGUCAUUAUCAGUUUGUAUGACUGACACACAACAAACAGCAAUGCUAUUGACACAGCUAGAUACAGAGAGCUUAGAUAAGAAGAGCAGUCCUGAAGAACAUAUGUUUCAAUCUGAAGUUACCCAGCAAGUCCAUGAUUGUGGUGAAGAAUAUUCUAUUGGCUCAGAUAACCAACCGCUGAUAAAUAGAUUAAUGGAUGAGCUGGACACUGUUAAGAAAGACUAUGAAAUGGCUAAAGGUGCUAAUAUGUCUCUGCAGAAACUUCUGUCCCAUCAGGAGUCCCAGCUCCGCAAAGCUCUAGAUGAACAAGAAAUUUUCCGGAAAGAAGCAAAAGAGAGGGAAAUGCAACUUCAAGCCAUGUCCUUAAAGUUUUCCAGCCUGAGAGAGGAACGAAAGCAUGAAGAAAUGAUGGCCACCAUGUCAAAGGAAAACUACAACAUAAGAGAGCUUGUGGCAGAAUUAAAGUCGGAGAUGAGCAAAAGAAACGACAUGAUUACUGAUUUAAAGCAUGAAGUUCAGAGACUACAGAGGCAGAGCACAGAUUUCCAGAUGCGACUGAAAAAAAGCGAGGAAGAAAAAGCCGACAUUCAGAGGAAGUCGGAGGAUUUGUUGUGCUCGAAUCAGCAGAUAAAAGUGUCCCUGGAAUGUCUCCAGUCUAGGUUUGAGAGAUUUCGUACCAAAAUAAUUCAAGCUACAUACAGCGCUCCGGGAGUUAAAUGUUCGCAGUUGGAAAUGACAGAUAAUGAAAUCCUAGAAGGCAUGCAGAGGAUUAUAACAGAACGAUCAGAUUUCCAUCAACAACUGAAGCAGAAAGGAGUUAAAGUCCCUUCUCUUUACAUGAAUGAGACCACUUCCCCAAAGCAGUCGGCCUCAAACACAAGGAGAAAACUUCAGUGAUACAAAUGUCCUUGUAACCCUCUGACUCGGGUCCCCACAGCUCUGGGUGUCAUUCCUAGUAAAUUCUGCUUUGUUGCUUUGUGAUCUAGGCUCUUGUACAUUAUUUGGUUCAAUUUGUUAAUCUUUUAUCUGUGAUGUUCUGAACUGCAAUUUCAUGUACCUACAAAUCAAAUCACAAGGUCUAGGGGUUUAUUUUAACAUGUACAUUUUUUAAAUAAAUGAACUUUUAUUUUUUGAUA